Messenger RNA from Entrophospora sp. SA101, 306 nucleotides. The record is from the annotation of a GenBank genome assembly. Lineage: Eukaryota; Fungi; Glomeromycota; Glomeromycetes; Entrophosporales; Entrophosporaceae.
AUGCCGCCAAAAGACCGUGCAAGAAGACAGGUAGAUAAAAAUAGGAUAGAUGAGAGUAACUUAACUCGUCUAUUACAAGACUCGCUUCUUGAGGAAACUAUAUCAACGUUGGAGUACGCAACCCGUGCAAAGAGAAUAACAAAUGUGCCGGUUGCACAAAUCAAUAUUGAAAAAAAGGCCUCGGAUGUGGAGGAGCUUCUGAAGGAGAAGCUAAAGGUGGCGGAGGAGGAAAUAUCCUCCUUAAAGAGAAAGUUGGAGGAGUUGGAGGAGGGGUUGUUGGCGGUGAUGAAAAAAAUAAAAAAUUAA